Molecule: messenger RNA, 267 nt
Organism: Echinococcus granulosus
Lineage: Eukaryota; Metazoa; Platyhelminthes; Cestoda; Cyclophyllidea; Taeniidae
Exons: 2
Coding region: 1-267 (88 amino acids)
Source: RefSeq, a predicted model, not a curated record
AUGCCAAGACGUAAAUCCCUGCAAAACCAAACCAAAGAGUUGGAAAAAUACUUGCUGAAUUGCAUUUUGGUCACCUCUUUAGUGAAUAAAGUCAGCAAAUGGUCUACUGGAGAAUUUUUACUACAUGCUAAAAGUGGAAAAGAAGAAACUGAAGACUCUCACAGCCCAUUAUUAUCUGUUAACGCGUUGCCUGCAGAACCUAUCCACUUUAGGACUAGGCAUAAACAAAUGGCUUCAACAUUCGGUAUUGCAGAAAUUCACUCCUGA